Molecule: messenger RNA, 747 nt
Organism: Rhinichthys klamathensis goyatoka
Lineage: Eukaryota; Metazoa; Chordata; Actinopteri; Cypriniformes; Leuciscidae
Gene: cenpw
Product: centromere protein W
Exons: 3
Coding region: 120-347 (75 amino acids)
Biological process (GO): chromosome segregation; mitotic cell cycle; kinetochore assembly
Cellular component (GO): kinetochore; nucleoplasm
Molecular function (GO): DNA binding; protein heterodimerization activity
Source: RefSeq, a predicted model, not a curated record
UCAUCAUCAGGAGCCGGUAGUGAAACCCGCGGUAUUUUGAAUACAACGGAACACAAACAGACGCGAGCUUUAUUUUCGAUCUUCAAAUCCGUAAAUUAACGCCUUCAAGCAGUCAAAACAUGUCAAAGAAAGCACCGAGGGCAGCGCUGAAGCUCCAUAUGAAGAAGAAUGCUAAUAUACGGAUAGGAAAAAACACGGACUUGAUGGCCCAGCUCAACCUCCUGAUUGUCCUGCAUCGUCUAGCAGAGGAGUCCAAGGUGAAGGCCUUUGAGGAGAAAUCAGCAACCAUCAAAGUUCACCACGUCAGAGCUGUUGCAAAGAAACUGUUAAAGAGCACACGUGGAUAACGUGGAUAACAGGAGCUCCCCACCACAACCCUUUGUUUGUUCUACAGCAUUGACCAUGUGACCUUAAUUUUACUUAAAGACUUUAGUAUGUAUGAUCUAUGGUAUGAAGCACACUACAAAUUUGGGACUGGCGAAGAUGAAAAUGUUACUUCUAUUAUUUUCUUACGACUUUUUAUGUGUACGGUGGAAUUUAUGUUCCCUUAAGUUGGGCCCGUGAUUAGGCUGUGAUCCAUGAUAAUUUUUUCUUCAUGACUGUUGAACAUUUGCUUUUUAAGAUUUGUGUGAACCAUGAAUGAUAGACAAUAUCUAGCCCAGAUAUCUAAAGUAACACAUGUGUCCCUCAUCUCUUUGGAUCAUAUUAUGACUUAAUACCUGUUAAUAAACAAUUUGUACCGAUUAA